Molecule: messenger RNA, 493 nt
Organism: Cuscuta campestris
Lineage: Eukaryota; Viridiplantae; Streptophyta; Magnoliopsida; Solanales; Convolvulaceae
Source: the annotation of a GenBank genome assembly
AGCGUAAUUGGAGUGCAUUUGAGAUGGUAAGAUUUCUAAAGUUUUAUUACAUUCUACAAUGUGCAAAUAAAUAUGACUUGAUAAUUUUCAUUAGAUCAAUACAAAGAGAAGAAAUCGUAUGAAGCAGAAAACAAUGAACGAUGUUGUUUUUGUCAUGACUAAUUCAAAAUUGGCAAAAAAGAAGAAAGCCAGGAGAUCAAAUCCGCUCAAACUAGAAGAUCUUUCGUCAGAUGAUGAGUGGAUUAUGGAAGAUGUUGGUGAAGACCCAAGAGGUGAUGAAGUUGCUGCUGGCAAUAACUCCACAGAUGUUCCAACACAAAAUGGAGAAGAAGAGGCUGCUGCAAAUGUUCAACCUGAACAUGAAGAGGAGUUGGAUGUCACCAAUUUAGAUGAGGGAGAUGAAGAUGAAGAUGAAGAUCAAGAACUUGAGGAUUAUGAUUUUAGCAUUGAUAAUUAUGUUUUAGAUGUUUAAGAAUAAAGUUUUAAGUCAUUU